AUGAGUGCUACAAGAUUGGACCGACUCGUAACGCUCCUUGAGACAGGCAGCACAGCGCUGAUCCGAAACACGGCAGCUGAGCAACUAGCCGACGUCCAAAAGCAACACCCUGAGGACUUGUUCAAUCUUCUCAACCGCGUUGUCCCGUUCCUCCGUUCAAAAAGCUGGGAAACGCGAGUAGCUGCUGCUAAAGCCGUCGGUGGCAUUGUCGCCAACGCCGAAAAGUAUGACCCAAACGCCGAGGACGAGCCAAUCAAACCAGAGACCAAGGUAGAGACCAAUGGAUGCACAAAAGAGGAGGAUGUCGACAGCGCAGCCGUGAAGAAAGAAGAAAAUGGCGACGUCGAAAUGCCGCUCGCGCCUGACCUGGAUGGGAAAUUCGAUCUCAAUACCCUGGACAUCGCCGGCAUUCUGAGGGAUGGCAGUCAUCUGGUCGGAGCUGCCAGUAAAGAACUCGAGCACAAGCUGUUGUCUAUGAGCCCUGCAGACCGUCUUGCUUACCAGAAGGAAAUCCUUCCGAAACGGCUUGGACUCGAGGGGCCCUUCAAAGAGAUUGCUGCUGUACCCGCGGAAGAUGUCGUUGCGCAACCACCCGGUCUUAGGACGCCCGCUAUACAUCGUAUCGACACGAACCUCGCCAGAUCGGAUACCCUCAACUCUGCAGCAUCACCCCCUGCUGCCACACCAACGGGCGAUCACCCAACACUCAGCAAGCGCCAAUUGAAUGCACAAAAGCGGAAGCAAAAGACUGCCCAGAAGAACAAUAAAGGAGUGGCCGUCGAUUUCAAUGAGCCCGGCGCGAGAAAGGCCUCGCACGCAGAGGCCCUUCAAACACCAGCUCGUAUGACUCCCCAUCCCUCGUCGCUCAAGCAAGAGAAGUCCGAGAACGGCGAAGGUGGCGAGGGUCUGGACGACUACUUCUCGCUCGAGCGCAAAGGCGGAGACGAUGAAGCCAAAUUUGUCAAGGAAUUCAAGGGUGAUGCGAUACCUGAGAAGUCUUCGUUCGAAGGUGAAGCGACCGAAUCUGGUGGUGAAUGGCCUUUUGAGCGGGUCUGCGAUUAUCUCGCCCUCGAGAUGUUCGAUCACACCUGGGAGAUCCGUCAUGGCGCUUCCAUGGGCAUCCGUGAAGUUCUGCGCGUCCACGGUGCAGGUGCUGGGAGAGUCAAGGGAAAGACACGAGCGGAGAACGACAGACUGAAUCAACAAUGGCUGAACGACCUCGCAUGCCGGAUCUGCUGCAUCUUCAUGCUUGAUCGCUUCGCCGACUACACAUCCGACACCGCCGUUGCCCCCAUCCGAGAGACUGCUGGACAAGCACUCGGCUCUGUCCUACAACACCUCUCUCGCGACAACGUUUUGGCUACAUUCAAUGUGCUUCACAAUCUGAUCAGGAAGCGACUUGAAGUCGACACCGGCUGGCAUUCUUGUCAAGGUGGCAUGAUCGGUCUGCGGUAUCUCGUGGCUGUACGGAAUGACCUGCUUCGUGAGGACGACGCCCUGAUGGACGGCGUCUUGGCUGCUGUCAUUCAAGGACUAGGCGACUUUGACGAUGACAUCCGAGCCCUCAGCGCAGCUACUCUCAUUCCUGUUGCUAAGGAUUUCGUCGAGAUGCGGCCUAAGGCAAUGGAGGGCCUCAUGAACCAGGUCUGGUCGUGCUUUGACGGUCUACAAGAUGACCUCAAUGCCAGCACCGGCUCGAUCAUGGAUCUUCUUGCGAAACUUUGCAGCUUCCCACAGGUCCUCGCGGCUAUGCAGGCCAAUGCAGAGAAGGACCCGACGCAGUCUUUCCACGAGCUUGUGCCGCGCCUCUUUCCCUUCCUUCGCCACACAAUCACAAGCGUACGUGCUGCUGUGCUACGCGCAUUGAGCACGUUCCUCGACAUCCAGAGCGCUGGAUCGGCUGGUUGGAUAGACAGCAAAGCACUCCAAUUGACCUUCCAGAACAUCAUCCUCGAACGCAAUGAAGGUGUUUUGAAACUUUCAAUGAAGUUGUGGAACACCAUGGUCGACAACCUCGGUAGUGACAUCGCGACUCACCUAGAACCGAUCCUGGGCGCCAUCAUUCCCCUGACCCUGACGCCUAUCGGAGUAUCGCGCCACCCAAUCGCUAUGGACGUGUCACUUCUCAUCAAAGCUUCUGGGCAAAUGAUGGGUCCAGCACCAGUCCCGACACCCAGUCGCCGAUCGACACCUCCAGGUGGUACUGAGCCAGCCGCGAAGAAAAGGAAGAAGUCACGACACGGCAAGGAGGAAUCAACGCCAAUACCAUCCUCUACAUCUCACAACGUUGAUGGACACAUGAUCGGCGGUGACCUUGAGCUCAUCGGCGCCGAUGUCAUGGUCCGUUCCCGAGCAUCUGCAGCACAAGCUCUUGGUAAAGCCAUCGCGGCAUGGCCAUCAGAGACAAGAGAGCCUGUUUUCGGGCACAGACUGUUGCCGCCACUGUCGUCUACAAACUCUACAACACAAUUGACGGCCGCUAUGAUCAUCGAAGAAUUCGGCAAGAAUCUGACGACCAAAGACGCCUUGGCAAAUCUCCUCGCAGACGCACUCCUUCCAAUGGUCGAAGGCGAGCGUCCGACCGCUUAUGAGGACCUGGUACCCAAGCUGCAGAUCGUACGUACGCAGUGCACUGCGCUGGUCAAUAUCUUUAGAGAAGGUCACGUCCAAAACUUGCCAGCACUAGCUGUUGUUGUGCAGGGAGACCCGGCUGCUAGUCAGUAUGCUUUUGGCGUUGCUGAUGCUGAGAAGCUCAUCACUGUUCAAUACGAGAAGCUGAAAAAGGCGAUGACGCCAUCAGCUCGCAUGGUCGCUGCGGCCAAUCUGGAAGUGUCGAGGAAGGAGAUCGAAGCCAGCCUCCAGGAAGCAAAGGACAUCAAGGAAGAGCGCGAUAUUCGGAUCAGGGCCGCCGCUGCCGGAGGUCUCAUCUGGCUCAGCUCUCCUCCCAAGAAGCCUCAGCAUCCGAUCAAGGCUAUGAUGGACAGCGUUAAGAGAGAGGAGAACGUACAGUUGCAGAAGCGAUCCGCAGCUGCUGUAGCACGCUACAUUGUUCACCUCGUCAACGGUAACAAGGGUGUUGUUGUCAAGAAAGUGGUUGGUAAUCUUGUCAAAUUCUACUGCAUGGAGACGGCAGAAACUCCAGAAUUCCACGGUCAAGGUCACAUCGAAACCGGCAUCCUGACCCUCAAGAAGGACGAAGACAUCCGGGAUCACCCAGAUGCUGCCAAGUUCGCAGAAGAGUCACGAGCAGCUAGGAUCACCAAGCGUGGAGCUCGCGGAGCUCUUGAGCAGGUUGUCGAGCAAUUCGGUGCAGAAAUCUUCCAGAAGGUCCCAACGCUGAAGGAUCUGAUAGAGCGACCUAUCAAGCGAGCUUUCGCUGACGCGACCCUACCCGAAGAGAUAACCGACGAAGGUGGUAUCUUUGGACAAGAGGUGGUUGAUGCUUUGUCGACCUUGCGAGCACUGGUCGGAAGCUUCCAUGUGGACGUACGCGGCUUUGUCAAGGAAUUGCUUCCGUUCGUGGCGAGAGCUUUGCAAAGCAAACUUUACGUGCUACGAUACGCAGCCGCAAAGUGCUUCGCUACCAUCUGUAGCAUCAUGUCUGUCGAAGCCUUCACUCUUCUCGUGGAAGCCGUUCUACCUACCAUCAGCGAUGGCGGAAAUGUGCAUGGGCGCCAAGGUGCCAUUGAGUGCAUCUACCAUCUCAUCCACGUUAUGGAAGACGGCAUUCUGCCGUACGUCAUCUUCCUGAUCACUCCAGUAUUGGGACGUAUGAGCGACUCGGACAACGACAUUCGCCUGCUGGCAACGACGAGCUUUGCCACACUCGUCAAGCUUGUUCCCCUCGAGUCCGGUAUUCCUGACCCACCGGGUCUGCCAGACGCGUUACUCAAGGGUCGUGAUCGUGAGCGAAAGUUUGUCGCUCAGAUGCUGGACGCAAAGAAGGUUGAGGCCUUUGAGAUUCCAGUCGGCAUCAAGGCUACUUUACGCUCGUACCAGCAAGAUGGAGUGAACUGGCUCGCCUUCCUGAACCGUUACAAUCUGCACGGCAUUCUUUGCGACGACAUGGGUCUUGGAAAGACUUUGCAAACAUUGUGCAUGGUAGCAAGUGACCACCACCUACGAGCUGAUGAGUUUGCCAAGUCCGGCGAUCUCAACUUCCGUAGACUGCCAUCGCUCAUCGUCUGCCCUCCUACGUUGUCUGGUCAUUGGCAGCAGGAGAUCCGCCAAUACGCCCCCUUCCUUUCUUGUGUUGCUUAUGUCGGCGCACCUCCGAUUCGUGGUCAGUACCGGUCCCAGCUUCAGGACGUCGACAUCGUCAUCACCAGCUACGACAUCUGCAGAAACGACAUGGACAUCCUGAAGCCAAUCAAUUGGAACUACUGCGUCCUCGACGAAGGCCAUUUGAUCAAGAACUCAAAGUCAAAGACGAGCCAGGCCGUCAAGCAGUUUCAGUCAAACCAUCGUCUGAUUCUCUCCGGUACACCUAUUCAAAACAACGUAUUGGAGCUGUGGUCUUUGUUCGAUUUCCUUAUGCCCGGCUUCUUAGGAUCCGAGAAGGUUUUCCAGGAGCGUUUCGCGAAGCCUAUUGCAGCAUCCCGGUUCGCGAAAUCUUCGUCAAAGGAACAAGAGAAGGGCGCGCUUGCAAUCGAGGCACUGCACAAGCAGGUGCUGCCUUUCCUUCUCAGACGUCUCAAGGAGGAGGUGCUGGAUGACUUGCCACCCAAGAUCCUGCAGAACUAUUACUGCGACCUGUCCGAACUCCAGCGCAACCUUUUCGAGGACUUCAACAAACGCCAGGGUAAGGAGAUCCAGUCAAAGGCCGGUAAUGCCGACCGCGACAGUAAACAGCACAUCUUCCAAGCACUGCAGUAUAUGAAGAAGCUGUGCAACUCGCCGGCACUUGUAGUUAAGGGUCCCACAAACAAGGCUUACGAGCCUACUCAACAGUAUCUGAAGAAGCACAACACCACGAUCGACGACAUCUCUCACGCUCCCAAGCUCGGCGCGCUCAAGGACCUCCUAGUCGACUGUGGUAUUGGUGCUGCAGACGUUGCCGGCGACAAGUCGGCGGCUGCUAACGGUGAUCUACCUGAAGCAGUUUCUCAACAUCGCGCUUUGAUCUUUUGUCAGAUGAAGGAGAUGCUCGAUAUGGUCGAGUCUACAGUGUUCAAGAAGCUGCUCCCCAGUGUGCAAUUCAUGAGGCUCGACGGAACAGUGCCGGCUGAGAAACGUCAAGACAUUGUCAACAAGUUCAACUCGGAUCCCUCCUACGAUGCUCUACUCUUGACUACCAGCGUCGGUGGCCUCGGUCUGAAUUUGACUGGUGCCGAUACUGUCAUCUUCGUCGAACAUGACUGGAACCCACAGAAAGACAUUCAGGCUAUGGAUCGCGCCCAUCGUAUCGGACAGAAGAAGGUUGUCAACGUGUACCGCAUAGUCACCCGCGGGACACUCGAAGAAAAGAUUCUCAACCUUCAACGUUUCAAGAUCGAUGUCGCGAGCACGGUCGUUAACCAGCAGAACGCUGGCCUUGGCUCUAUGCAGACAGAUCAGAUUCUUGAUCUUUUCAACGUAUCGGCGGACAGUGCGGACCCUUCUGCGCUUCCACCUCCUCCGUCGAAUACGAAGGACGACAACGCCAUUGAUGAAAAUGAUGCCGUCGACGCUACUGGUGAGUUGCGUCAGAAGGGACAAAAAGGGUUCCUUGAUGAUAUCGGCGAACUCUGGGAUGAGAAGCAGUACGACGACGAGUUCGAUCUCGAUGGUUUCUUGGGCAAGAUGCAGGGGCCUGCGGUUUAAAAUGCCCAGCUCCAUCACAUCAACACCUCUUUUAGGGUUGCAAAAAUACAUCCGUAGGAUGUGGGGUAUUUUGUGUUAUCGUUAGCGGUGUAUUGGCGUUUGGUUUAGCGCAACGGCAGCGGCUUGCG
This is a messenger RNA of Boeremia exigua, 5930 nucleotides long. RefSeq lists its product as uncharacterized. Gene Ontology annotation, molecular function: ATP binding; ATP hydrolysis activity; TBP-class protein binding. Lineage: Eukaryota; Fungi; Ascomycota; Dothideomycetes; Pleosporales; Didymellaceae. The transcript is spliced from 4 exons. The record is from RefSeq and is a predicted model, not a curated record. The coding region runs from base 1 to 5802 and encodes 1933 amino acids.